Molecule: messenger RNA, 1275 nt
Organism: Cryptomeria japonica (Japanese cedar)
Lineage: Eukaryota; Viridiplantae; Streptophyta; Pinopsida; Cupressales; Cupressaceae
Product: cytochrome P450 CYP72A219-like
Exons: 5
Coding region: 1-1275 (424 amino acids)
Molecular function (GO): heme binding; iron ion binding; oxidoreductase activity, acting on paired donors, with incorporation or reduction of molecular oxygen
Source: RefSeq, a predicted model, not a curated record
AUGGCGAAGGAGGUGCUAGGUGAUAAGAAAGGAACUUAUGGAAAACCAAAAUGGAAUCCUAUGACUAAAGAGCUUCUUGGAGAAGGUCUGGCGGUGCUCAAUGGUAAUAAAUGGGCGCAUCACCGGCAGAUUAUAAAUCCAUCUUUCCAUACGGAUAAGCUCAAGGAUAUGGUUUCUUGCAUGAUCGAGAGCACUACCCGUAUGCUGGAGAAAUGGGAGAAAUUGGUACAAAAUAAUGAGAAAGAAGUGAACGUGGCUGAGGAAUUUAAGGCUUUAACUUCAGACAUCAUUGCCCGCACAGCAUUUGGCAGCAGCUAUCUCCAAGGAAAGCAUAUUUUUGACUUGCUGGCUCAGCAAAUAUCCUUGGCUUGCCAGGAUUAUGCUAAAUUAAUGAUUCCUUGCUACAGAUUUUUGCCUUUCAAAAGAGACAGAGAACGUUGGAGACUCAACAAAGAAAUUCAGAGUGCUUUGAAAGAUCUUAUUAUGAAGCGAGAAAAAGCUGGUACAAAGACCAGUCAAGGCUAUGGUAAAGAUCUGCUUGGCUCCAUGAUGAACACAAUCCAAGAGCUGAGGAGCUCUGAAAUGGAUGAAGGCCUGACAACAGAGGAAAUCAUAGCUGAAUGCAGAACUUUUUUCAUUGCUGGGCAAGAGACUACAUGUAAUUACUUAACAUAUGUCAUUGUUGUGUUGGCCAUGCAUUCUGACUGGCAAGAGAAAGCACGCUCAGAAAUACUUGAAAUAUGUGGAAAUUCCCAUCCACAAUUUGAGACAGUAAACAAACUUAAAACUUUAGGAAUGAUUCUGAACGAGGUGAUCCGGCUCUACCCACCAGGUGUUGUCUUUCUUAGAGAAAUACAUAAGUAUACAACACUAGGAGGAAUUGCAAUUCCUGAAGGCACGCAGCUCCUUAUUCCUACGCUGUCACUGAAUCAGAAUACAUCUAUGUGGGGAGAGGAUGCAAAUGAAUUUAAGCCUGAGAGGUUUAGUGAGGGAAUAUGCAACGCUGCUAAGGAUGAGUCUACUGCAUUUAUCCCUUUUGGAUAUGGACCGAGGGCUUGUGUGGGCAAAAAUUAUGCUAUGCUAGAGACCAAGGUUGCCCUCGCUAUGAUUUUGCAACGUUUCUCGUUUGUUCUUUCUCCAGUGUUAGCAAAUGUGUUUGCAGUAAUAGCAAACAGUCUUGCAAUGUUAGCAAGAGGCGUAGUGAUAGCGUUGGGAGAUAGCAGUGGAGGAAUAUCAGCAGGAGGAAUUGGGAGAUUGUUGGGGUUCUGCCAGUGA